AUGACAACUCCAAUAGUUUCAUACUCUGAUAUUCCUUGGAAAAAGCAUCGCAAAUUGCUUUUGGCUAUUUUUGCUGUGGCUCUGGUGGUUGUCCACUUGGCGAACGAAGCUGGAAAAUUGCUUCUUCUACCAUGGGAUGCCAGUACAAGUGCAAGCUUAAGUAGUAAAUCUAUUGCUAUUGCUUGUAUCAAUGGCAACAGCACUACCGGUAGUAGUCAUUCCAAGGAAGAAGCAACAGAAAAGAUGUGGAAAUCUCAUAAACUGCAGGCAGCAGUUGCGUUACGGGUGAUGGAGGAACGAGACAUCAUGACUACCCCAUUUUCCAGUCGUGAACUUGCACUACAAAAGACGUUUCCUUCAAAUCUUCAAUGGACACCUUGCGCACUAGAAAGAAUAUUUCAGCAAAAGCUCAAGAAACACAACAAUCAAGGCACGCCAAUUCAAGUGAAUAUUGCCGUGGUGGGCGGAUCCACCGCUGCUAGGCCAGGGGAUCGAUGUGCCCGUCACCACUCAACAACAACAACCGUAACAACAACCAAGCCAGAUGGAAGACACAGUGGACAAUUACAUCAAAAACUAAAUCAGGAAUUCAUACAGCACCAGGCGUUACUCGACACGACCAGGAGCACGAGCAUCAACACUACUACUACUACUACUACUCAUGACAACCUUUCCAUGAAAUUCCAAGUAUACAAUUGCGCUCAAGGUGGAACCAACACGGUAACAUCUGCCAUGUUGAUGGAUGGCUGUGUCAAUGCAGCAAAUACAGACAUCAUCAUUUGGGACUUUUUGGUCAAUGACGAAGCGGGUGGGGGUGGUACCAAGGAAGAGAAUCGAAAAAUGGACUUUUGGUUGACACGAGUCCAUGCACAUUUUGCCAAAGCCGGAAAGCCUCCUCCACCCAUUGUCUUGCUGCACUUGUGGGGCGAUAGAGCCAUGACCAAUGUUAACAAGUACAAGGGAAAACGAAAAGUAUUUGACAUUUUGGAUCGAAAACCACACCGGUAUCUUGGUCGAUUGCUCACAAAAUACAUUGAGUCUGGCUGGGAUAUUGCCAUGAUCAAUGUUGCUGCGGCUAUCAAUGGUACAGCCCUCAGCCAAAAUGUGAAACUUCUCCUCGAUGAAACCACUCAUGCCAGUUGUGCUGGAACCAGCUUGAUGGGGGAUAUGAUACAGCACCUUUUCUACACAAAUGUUGCCAGUGAAUCAUGUACUCUGCAAAAUGCGCUUACAGAGCCACCACCACAACCAGUCGUUCCACUGCCCCACAGUCUCAGAGAGCCCAAAAUGCCCAGCCCCAUCAGUGAAGCAAAGUGGACCCCUCUGUGGCAUGAUUUGUUCCGGGAGGACGCCAGGAUUGGGUCAUUGUCUGUCUGGAAGCCUGUGGAAGCAAAUUUGACCAAUCUACACUUGUUGCCUGGAUGGCAGGCAACCAUUGACAGCUGGCCAACCCGAUUGACUGCCAAGCACAGAGCUGGUCGAUUUGAUAUUAAGAAUGGGUUGGUUUUGCCAGAGUGUGCCAAUACCACCCAAAUGCUCAACUUUUAUCUCCAAGAGCCAGAUCUGAAAUGGCUUGGUUUCAAUAUGAAGGGCGGUGAGAGACAUGUUUACGUCAAUGGUAUGGAGCUUUUGGAAGUAAAAGCCCGUCCUCAUGACUGGUGUUUUGGGUUCACUCAAAUCUCACACUGGGUCAACCUGAAGAACUAUACAGCAAUCAGGCUUCCAGAGGAUGGCAUUUACACAAUUUCCUUUUGCCAUACCACGCCGACAAAAGCGACAGAACCAACUCUGUCUUUCUUUAUUGGGGUCGCCGUGUAA
Seminavis robusta is the source of this 1818-nucleotide messenger RNA. The record is from the annotation of a GenBank genome assembly. Lineage: Eukaryota; Bacillariophyta; Bacillariophyceae; Naviculales; Naviculaceae.